GUUGAACGUCUGUUGUUUGCACUCGCCUGAGAGCCAGGGCGCUGUGACAGUGGACUGCUUUGAUUCAUGCUGUUGUGGAGCCUCCUUUUUGGAUUUGGAGAACAAUUAAUGCGGCCAGAACUGAGCGCAUGAAGGAUGAGAAGAUGAAUGUGGAGGCUCUAAGCAGAGGAGAGCUGCUGACUCUCCUCAGUGUCCUGGAGGGAGAGCUGGAGGCCCAGGAUGUGGUCAUACAUGCCCUCAGAGCUCAGCACAGAGAUACUUUCGUCCAGCAGCGUUAUGGCCAGUAUGACCUCAGCGAUCCAUUCCUGGCCCUGCAGCGGGACAGCGAGUCAGAUGAACGUGAAAACACGCUCUCCCAGCCUCAGGGACACAUGCAGGGCCGGGCGGUGGGCCCCAACCCUCUGGCUGUGCUGAAACUGGUCAUGGCUCACUGCAAGAGGAUGCAGGAGAAGAUGAUGGGACAGCUGUCUGCUGCUGAGAGAAGACACAGGAGGAUGAUAGCUGAUCUGGAGGAGGAGAAACAACGGCGGGCCCAGGAGUCAGCGCAGAGUGAUGCUUUCACCUUCAUGCUGCGGACAGAAAGAGACAAACUGCUGCAACAGUUGGAAGUGGAGUGUGCAACUGUGCGGAAGUUAGAGCAGCAACAAGCCGAGGCAGCGAGCCAGGUGGAGGAGUCACUGUCCCAGCAGCAACAGAUCUCCUCAACCCUGACGCUGGAGCUCCAGAAAGCCAACAGCCAGGCACAAGAGGAGGCUCAGAAGGUCUCCCAACUUCACUCCUUACUCCAAGAGGAGUCCAGUGCCAUGGAGAAGCUCCGUGGGGUUCUUGAAGAUGAGAAGAGCAGGGCAGAAGAGCUGGAGGCCCGGUCUGAGAGGCAGCUGACUGAGUUUAACACGGAACGAGAGCAGAUGAAGGCCAGGAUUAGCAAAGAGGAGGAGAGGAGUACGGAGCUCGAGAAACAGUUGGAGGAGUUGAGGAAGAGGUUGGCUGAAACUGGAGGGGGUAAAGAAAAGGCAAAGGAGGCUGAGGAGACAGAGGUGAAGGAAUCUCUUUCCAAAAUGAUGUUGGUGUCCACUUCUGUUCAGACUGAGCCGGAUGGAAAGAUAACUGUCGCUCCUAAAUCCUGCUCAGGGUCAAAGGUCAAUGGGCAUCACACUCAAAAAGAGACAGAGCCGGCACAGGAGGGAAGAGGAGCAGACAAUGGAGGGGUGGUAGAGAAUGGGGGUGGAACACUUUUGCAUUCCCCUCUUCCCCCUCACCCUCAUCCUCACUCUCCGUCCAGCACAGCCUCCUCUUCCCUCUCUUCUUCUCCUAUUUCCUCCCCUGUUCUUGCCAAGCGUCUGGGCAGCCCAGGCUUCCAUCAGUCCUCCUACCAGGCCAGUGUGAACCAGCGAUUCCACGCCGCCAGGCACAAGUUCCAGAGCCAGGCUGAGCUGGAGCAUCAGCUGCAUGGAGGCCCUCUUUCCCCCAGAGACCUCUCCCCCACCACCUCUUCCAUCCCUCCCCCACUAGAGCACAGCUCGGCAAAGCAGCUGGCCCGCAACACCGUCACUCAGGUGCUGUCCCGCUUCACCAGCCAGCAGGCCGGCGUCAAGCUGGCACCAAUCAGCAGCUCUCCUUUUGGUACAGACUACCGCAAUCUUGCAGCAUCUCCUCCUGGGGGAAGGUCUCCUUCUUCAGGGCCUUUAUCUCCAGGCAUCCGCUCCCCCCUCACUCCUCGCUCAGAAAGGACCCAUCCUCCUCCAAUCCCUCCCAAGAAACCAGGCAUGAGUCCAACUCCAGGUUCUCCAAUUCACUCAGCUCGGGCCAGUCUCUUCCCCGAGCUGACGGGGAACUGCGGACACAGCAACAGCGGGCAGGAAGGAGCCAAGGAGCCGGACCUGCUUUUAUCUUCGAGCUAACAGCCAGAUUCUACAAACUUACCUGUAAAAGAGUGAGGCCUACAUCGACAGUUACUGUAAUAUUGACCUUUAUCAGCCCUCAUACGCUCUUCAUAGCACACUAAAUCAGUAGUAGAGACACUUCAGAGCUGGACUGGUUCUGGGAGAUGCGUCACAGUCCUCCACACCCCUACCUCCAUACCACACCCUGAGAAAAAAAGAACUAUUUCAAAUAAAAUAUAGUUUAUUAUGAUUUUUCUUUAAUCUGAUUUAAUAUUUCUUUUACCAUUCCUGACUUCUUUAUCUAGAUUUGUUUGUAAGUUUAAAGUUUUAGAAUGAAAAUAUUUAUCUUUCAUUUUCCACAUUCACCCUAUAAUAAGGGUGUUUAGAAAUCGUAUGUAUAAAGAGAACAAGCUAAAGACCUGUUUGGUUUUAAAGAAAGAAACGUUAGAGGUUUCAAAGUACAACAUUCCUUUUCUUUCUCUAUAAUGCUCAAAUCGCCAGUCAUUUUAUAAUCAAAAACGCCACGGCUUGAGUCAGAAGCAACACUGUAUAGCAAGUAGGAGGGCUAACCAUGGAUGUAGAGUAGAGAACAUGUUUAGAUAUCACCGUUACACAGUAAACUAUAGUGAGUCAUUUAUAAAUGUUUUUCCAAUGAAUCCUUAUGCAGUUCCUGUUGAGAUGGUCCAUGCAAACACUAUUAUACUGUAAAUAGUUUAAAGUUUAUUUUAAUUACCAUCAGAUGCAUGUGCUGUUUUUUUCUAUUACGUUAGUCAUGAAUACACUGAAUCUUAAAAAGGGAGAGCACACUUUGUACUACAUUACUAUAAUAUAUUGUAUGUCUACAAUUCAUUUUUAUAUUCAGGGAAAGUAAUGCCUUCUUUACCCAAACCAAGAUGGACUAUCAUGCGAUAACUCUUGGGGGAUUUCCCAUCAAGCACAUGAUGGGGACUUAAGGUUUGCAUCUUGUUACUGCUACAGUUUUGAUAGUAUCCGUCAAAUGAUUCAGUGUUGUCUUUUCCUAACAACACUAUGAUGUACCUUUUUAGGUUUACUGUUUUUUUUCUGGAUUUAAAAUCAAGAAUUGAUUGAAAGUAACUGUUUCAAGCAAUCAAUUAAAAACUGUACAUUGAUACACUGUUUGUCUGUGA
Messenger RNA from Gymnodraco acuticeps, 3031 nucleotides. RefSeq names its product CTTNBP2 N-terminal like b (gene cttnbp2nlb). The record is from RefSeq and is a predicted model, not a curated record. NCBI's taxonomy places the organism in Eukaryota, Metazoa, Chordata, Actinopteri, Perciformes, Bathydraconidae.